Molecule: messenger RNA, 259 nt
Organism: Racocetra persica
Lineage: Eukaryota; Fungi; Glomeromycota; Glomeromycetes; Diversisporales; Gigasporaceae
Source: the annotation of a GenBank genome assembly
AUGAAUAAAAAAGAACCUAAACUAGAAUAUUUUUAUUGGCACAUGCCCUAUUAUAACGGUGGUGUGCCUGAUUUAACUCGGGCUACUAAAUGUAGUGAAUUUGCCGAGUGCGGAGAGUUUAUCAACGGUCCUCGGCACGGCUAUGAAAAAGCAACCGGCAAAAGAUUUUGCUCGCGUCAUUGUCCGCUGGGUGAUUUAUACGAUAAAAAGUAUCGUCCUAAAAGAUAUGCCGAGCAUGUGAAAAGAUGUAAAGAAAGAG